AUGGACACUGAAGCUGUUGUUAAAUUUAUCGAACCAACUAAAGGAAGAGUGAAUGUUAUAAGUCCGGAUACGUUCAACAUGAGAAUUUUCAAUGAAACUGAUUCGUUACAAUUUUCUGUUAUGGGGCCGAGUUCAGGGGCAAUUCCAAAUAUCGGUAGUCUAAAGAUUAACGGAGUGGAGUUUUGCAACAAUCCUCGUAAGGAUUAUUUAAAUAAUUUUAUAGAAAUAAACCAACCAAUAACCAACCAACCAACGAACCAACCAGUAGUACCAACGUCUGAAAUAGUAGAAGAUUCCUGUGGAAGAAGAAAAAUAACACACACUGAACUUAUUGUGGGAGGAGCAAAUACCAAGGCUGGCGAUUGGCCAUGGCACGUGGCUAUAUAUAGAUUGCACAGGGCUGAUAUAAAAUACAUUUGUGGUGGAACCUUGCUUUCAAAAAAUUACGUAUUAACUGCUGCUCAUUGUGCUACAAUUAGAGGUGAAGCUGUGAUUCCAGAUAUUUUGAAUAUAGUUUUAGGUAAAUAUAAUCUCGUAGGAGGAGAUAUAGCGGUACAAGAGAAAGAAGUAUUUAAAGUUAUUAUACAUGAGAAAUUUAACUAUAAGAUCCGAUUGGAUAAUGAUAUUGCAUUACUUAAAUUAAGAACGGAAGUAACCUUUACCGAUUACGUUCAACCAGCGUGUAUAUGGAGCGAGAAAGCAAUAGAAAAAAUACCUACGAAUGAAAUUAUUGGAACGGUCAUAGGUUGGGGAUUCGAUCAAACUGACGAACUAUCGAGUCAGCUUCGACAAGCAACUAUGCCAAUCAUAUCUGAGAACACAUGUUACAAAAGCAAUCCGUUAUUCUACUCAAAUGUUUUGACCGAAAACAAAUUUUGUGCAGGUUUGAAAAAUGGAACAUCAGCCUGCAAUGGGGAUAGUGGCGGUGGCUUUUUUGUUUUUGUGCCUGACAUAUCGCACGACGCACAUCCAAACGCUCCAGGUGCUUGGUACCUCAAGGGAAUAGUGUCACUAACUGUCUCCAGACGGGAUGUGCCACUGUGUGAUCCAACUCAAUACGUAGUUUUCACUGACGUUUCAAGGUAUAGAGAAUGGAUAGAUAAGAAUAUAAAUUAA
This is a messenger RNA of Parnassius apollo (apollo), 1116 nucleotides long. The record is from the annotation of a GenBank genome assembly. NCBI's taxonomy places the organism in Eukaryota, Metazoa, Arthropoda, Insecta, Lepidoptera, Papilionidae.